UACAAAACCCGGAAGUGGCGUACGGUGCAGAAUCAAAACAGUUAAAAUUUGACAGCUCCGCUAAAGGCUGAUAAAAUGCAAUGGGAAACGUAACUGCCACCUUCAGAAAUAAACUGCACUAUUUAACCAACGUGUUUAGAUACUGGGGCGACUUUUUAUCGGACUGUCGCGGAAUGCUAAUCCGAGGAAAAGGAUCUUUUGGCUAGUUUUAUCCGCAGCUCUUCCCUGUGUGACUAGCUAGUUAGCUUCCACGGCUAACGAAAGUUGCUCCAUGGAUAUCUAUGGGCUGAACAUUACCAUAUAUAGACCGGUCACAGAGCUCCCUCGCCGGUGAAAUGUAAACGGUGACUCGCUGGGGAGGCUGACAAAGGGCAAGCAAACACAAAACUCAGCCUGGAAGGAAAAAAAACACACGCUAGCUUCACCAUGUCAUCUGAUAAGAUUAUUGCCAUCGUCAUGGAUGACAAAACCUACGAGGUAAAUAAAAAGAAGCUGAUAGAGAAGAGCGACUACUUCCGUGCACUGUACAGCUCCGGGAUGAGGGAGUCCACAGAGGACUCUGUGCAGCUGCAGGGACUCAGUGUCCCCGGCCUGGAGCUGGUCCUGGAAUUCAUCAACACCUCAAAGGUUCAGGUUGUCAACGAGACUCUGGAGGACCUGAUUGAGACCGCCUCCUUCUUACAGGUCACCUCCAUCCUCAAACUCCUCACCUCCGAGAUCCGGCUGGACAACUGCGUGGAGCUGUACAGCCUCUCUGAAGUUUACGGGACCCACGAUCUUCGCAAUGCCUGCCUCAAAUACAUGACCUGCUACUAUCACCCCAUGCUGAGGCGGCCUGAGUUCAGCAGCCUCCCCUCUGCUGUCAGAGACCAAGUCAAGGAGAUGCGCAUGAAAGGCACCGCCACCCUGGUAGCUAUCGGAGACUUCACCUGUCUGUCCCUGGACGUGCCGGAUCAGGAUGAACCCUGGUCCAUGCUGAGGUAUGGAGAGGUGGAGCAGCGCUGGAAACCACUGGCCAACAACCUGCCUCCAGAUAUGAUCAACGUCAGAGGAUACGGCUCAGCUGUUCUCGACAACUACCUGUUCAUAGUCGGUGGAUACAGGAUGACGAGUCAGGAGAUCUCUGCGGUGCACUGCUACAACCCCUGCAGGAAUGAGUGGAACCAGGUGGCACCGCUCAACCAGAAGAGGUCCAACUUCAAGCUGCUGGCAGUACAAGGGAAGCUGUACGCUGUGGGAGGCCAGAGUCUGGGCACAGUGGAGUGUUACAGCCCAGACCAGGACUGGUGGACCUGUGUGUCCUCGAUGCCCGACCCGCUGGCUGAGUUCUCUGCCUGUGAAUGCCAGGGGAUGAUCUACGUCAUGGGUGGAUACACUGCAAGAGACAGGAACACGAGUGUCCUCCGUUACUGCCCAACCUCUGACGCCUGGUCGGUGUUUCGGACCUGUUCGGCGCACAUUCGCAAGCAGCAGAUGCUUUCAGUGGAGGACACCAUCUACCUGGUGGGCGGCUACACUCAUGAGCUGGAGGCGGGCCCGCGGCAGCGGCGUCCCAGCCAAACGGAGGACGUGCUGACGGUGCAGUCCUACAACGUCACCACAGGGGAGUGGAUCCAACUUAAGGAGAACACAUCCAAGUCAGGCUUGAACCUGACGUGCACUCUUCACAAUGACGGUAUCUACAUCAUGAGCCGGGACGUCAGCCUGCCCACUAGCCUGGAGCACCGCGUCUUUCUCAAGUACAACAUCUUCUCUGACGCUUGGGAGGCUUUCAGACGCUUCCCGGCUCUGGGUCAGAACAUGCUGCUCUGUUCGCUUUACCUCCCCAACGUGCUGUGAUCGAGAGGACUGAUGGGAACAGACAGUGGAGCCCAUGCGGCAUUAAUGUAGGCCAGUGUGUGGCUCGCUUGUUCUCGCACAGAAUGGGGCUCUGUGGCAUUAGUGGGAACAGUGUCCGGUUGCCAGGUUGAACGCCUCGUGACCUUUGUGCCUAAAAAAAACAAACAAAAAAACAAAACGCACUACAUUGUACAUACUGCUGUGGAUGCAAAUACAAAGAUACAAUGACCACUAUGAAGGUGAUGAAGCGCCAUGGCCCGUAGGUCAACAGCAUCAUAACAGCUGGUCCCAGUUUGUGACUCUCAUGUGUUAACACUAAAGUGACUCAAGUUCUCUGAGAAAUAAUGUCAUGGAUAGUUUGAAAAACCCUGAAGGUUGUUAAGGAACAGGUAUCGCCAAUAUCCUCAAUGACUCUCUUAACCAUCUGGGUGAAAACAUAUUUAAUUUGCUGCACAAUUAAAAAGAUUUUUAACUUGUUUCACAACUUGUGUCUCUUGUUUCCUGUCCAGGUGGCUGGCCGGUCGCCAUCUUUGUUUGGAGUGGGAAGUUUGCUCUUGUACAAGAUCACAAAGCUCGUUUUCUUGAGAUAAUGAAUAACAAAAAUGUAACAAAACAUUUAAAACAAGAAAAAAAUGAACAGGACAGGAAACGAGUCACAAGUUGGGAAACAAAUUAAAAAUCUUUUUUAUGGUGCAGCAGGCAGAAUAUUUUUCCAUGCAGAUGGUAGAAGAGUCUUUUAGGAUUCUGGAAAUAUCUCAACAACAGCACUAAGUGUUAUUUAAUGACCUUCCCUGUCAGAUAAUUAUUUAUAUAAUGGAUAGUUACUACUGUCGAAUGCUAAUACAUAAGAGGCACACAAACGGGGCUAACAUAACAGCAUGCUUUUAAAUCUAUGGGCCACAAUAUUCCCAAUGUUUACACUCCAGAUAUGGCAUUGGCGUAUAUGUUUAUCCAUAGUUCACUACAAACCUUAAAACACAUUAAAACACAUUCUUGUCUUUAUGAACUGUACAUAGCAGAUAAUCAUAAAAAAUGGCUUUGGUUUUACACUGCCAGUUUUAUGGGAGUUAAACGUUCCUCGAAAGUUAUCGUUUGUGAUGCGACGCAGCUCAGAGGGAGCUUCAUGUGUUGCCCGUACACUUGCACAGUCUUAUUUUCCAGUGAUACACUAAGCAAAGCUUAAAGCGCAAUUCCAUGAAAUAAACGAUGCACAUGUGCCUUCUGCAACCUCGAUACAAAAAAACCUUGAUACAAAAAAAAAAAAAAAAAAGCACAAAA
Molecule: messenger RNA, 3117 nt
Organism: Epinephelus fuscoguttatus (brown-marbled grouper)
Lineage: Eukaryota; Metazoa; Chordata; Actinopteri; Perciformes; Serranidae
Gene: klhl42
Product: kelch-like family, member 42
Exons: 3
Coding region: 427-1839 (470 amino acids)
Molecular function (GO): protein binding
Source: RefSeq, a predicted model, not a curated record